UUACAUUUCCACAAGUCAAAACCCUGCUGAUCACGCAACCCGUUCAGUGCCUGCCUCAGACUUGAAAGAUUCUACAUGGCUUUCUGGGCCUGCAUUUCUUUCUCAUCCUGAUUCACAGUGUCUUGAAGACAAUCCAUCAUACGAACUAAUUGGCCCUGAUUCAGAUGUGGAAGUACACUCUAACCGUACAGAUCUGACACUCCAUGAUUUUCCUGUUAAACUUGGCUCACAUCGCUUUGAGCGCUUUUCGACCUGGAAAUGUCUCUUACAAGCUAUAUCCAAUUUAAUUCACAUCAUUCAUUCAUUCAGACUCGAAACGGAGUUAGCAAGUACCUGUAAAAAAUGGCAUCUUUGUGACAAAGCACUCCCAGAGGAACUUUCACAGGCAAAAGUUGUAAUAUUACAAUGUAUCCAACAGGAGAGCUACCGUGUUGAGUUUGCUCGUCUUUCUGAAGGAAAGGAAAUCCAAAAAAACAGUGGACUGAGAACUCUGAACCCCUUCAUUGACCGAGAUGGGCUUCUGAGAGUAGGUGGCAGACUCAAGCAUGCUCCUAUAGAACAAGGAGAAAAGCAUCCUGUUAUCAUUCCUGGGAAAAGCCACAUAGCCCUUCUCAUCACUAGACACUUUCAUGAACGGGUCAAACACCAAGGUCGCCUUUUUACAGAAGGUGCAAUCAGAAAUGCAGGAUUCUGGAUCGUCGGGGCGAGAAAACGCAUUCAUAGUGUGAUCCAUAAAUGCAUCAUCUGUCAGAAACUCAGAGGAAGAAUUGUUGAACAGAAAAUGGCAGAUCUUCCUCCUGAUCGACUAGCUACUGAUCCACCUUUCACUUAUGUCGGCCUUGACGUCUUUGGGCCCUGGAUGGUCGCCUCUCGCCGUACUCGAGGUGGCUUGGCAAACAGCAAAAGAUGGGUACUCAUUUUUACCUGUUUGAGUAUUCGUGCAGUGCACUUUGAGCUGAUUGAUUCUCUUGAUGCAUCUACCUUUAUCAACGCCCUCCGGCGCUUCUUUGCCAUAAGGGGUCCAGCAAAACAAAUCAGAUCAGACUGUGGCACAAAUUUCAAGGGUGCUUGUAAGGAGCUGGGAAUGCUUGCAGAGGAGCUUAGUUUUAGGAGCUACUUGAAUGAGGAAGGAUGUCGUUGGAUCUUUAAUCCCCCUCAUGCAUCCCAUAUGGGAGGAGCUUGGGAGCGACUUAUCGGAGUUGCACGUCGCAUAUUAGACUCCAUGCUACUUCAAAACAGUCACUCUCAUCUCACUCAUGAAAUGCUGGCUACAUUCUUGGCAGAAGUUUCUGCAAUUAUGAACUCAAGACCUCUCGCACCAAUCUCAAGUGACCCAAAUUCACCCGCCCUGUUGACUCCAGCCACUCUUUUGACUCAGAAAGUUGGUGUCUUGUCUCCUCCUCCAGGGGACUUUGAAAAGGAUUUUUGCCGCCAGAAAUGGAAGCAAGUUCAACAACUUGCCAGCACCUUCUGGGAAAGGUGGCGACGUGAGUACCUAGUCAAUCUUCAAAGUCGCCGCAAAUGGCACACGAACCAGCCUAACAUCAGAGAAGGAGAUAUUGUACUUAUGAAGGAGGCUCAAGUUAAGAGAAAUGACUGGCCGAUGGCUCUAGUCACUAAGGUCUUCCCAGGCGAAGAUGAAAAGGUCAGGAAAAUUGAAAUCAAGGUCACCAAGGAUGGGAAGUGUAAAACUUAUCUGAGACCUGUAUCCCAAGUGAUUCUUCUUCUGUCAUCAGAAGAACAGAAUGAAUAAUGUUCUACAGAACUGUUGCAUUGUUAGUAGUGGUAUUUCUAAAAUACCAGACGGGGAGUGUUCUGACUAUUUAUGUAGUAAUUUAAUUUUGGUUUUAUUUAAUUGGUUAAGAUGCAUCAUGUGACUUAGGUUAGAGGUCGUGGUGGCCAUCUUAGUUUUCACUUCUCCACAGCAGUGAUGCAGCAGCAGAUGUCUCUCUGAUAAAAGAUAUAUUCUUCUGUUAUUUCAUGCCAAAGAGGCCAUCGUCUGUAAGUGUUUAUUUAAUAUCAUCCAUGUUAAUAAAAAAGAGUAUUUCAUAAGGAUUUAAGAAAACAUUUGCUGUACAUUUUCAAAGAAGACUAUUGUUAUCUUUCUUACUAUUUACUUUUAUUCAUACUUAAUACUUAAUGUACGUUUUCUGUUUGUAUUGUAGUUUCACAAAAAAUGUACGUUGUGGGAAAGAAGAUUUCUAAGUAAAACACCGAAAAAGAACCUUUUUUGGUUUCGACUUUUUCUUCAACCCUCAUCCUGUUUAACUAUCUGUUGAGGUGCAACAUACUUGCAUCAGGGACAGAAUACUAGUCUAGUGUAUUUUAUCUCUUAUCUAUUACCCACAGUAGAUGGCGGUAAUGCUCUUUUUAAGAAUGCGAACCGCCAAAUAAGCACAAAGAAGAAGAAGAAGAAGAAGAAGUCGUCAUUCAGACAAACAAACUUCACUGAGAAGACACUCCAAGUUCACUUGUAGGUUCAGUCCAAAGACGCCAAUGGUCAGUGAAAUGUUUUAUUUACUUUCAUGGUGUU
This is a messenger RNA of Carassius auratus (goldfish), 2533 nucleotides long. RefSeq lists its product as uncharacterized. Gene Ontology annotation, biological process: DNA integration. The record is from RefSeq and is a predicted model, not a curated record. The transcript has a single exon. The coding region runs from base 782 to 1753 and encodes 323 amino acids. Gene Ontology annotation, molecular function: nucleic acid binding. Lineage: Eukaryota; Metazoa; Chordata; Actinopteri; Cypriniformes; Cyprinidae.